This is a messenger RNA of Phaeodactylum tricornutum CCAP 1055/1, 840 nucleotides long. It is a transcript of the gene Pt-KIF8, whose product is annotated as kinesin family-like protein. Gene Ontology annotation, biological process: microtubule-based movement. The record is from RefSeq and is a predicted model, not a curated record. The annotation marks the transcript as partial. Gene Ontology annotation, molecular function: microtubule binding; microtubule motor activity; ATP binding. The transcript is spliced from 2 exons. Lineage: Eukaryota; Bacillariophyta; Bacillariophyceae; Surirellales; Neidiaceae.
CAGGUGUACAAGGUCUUCGUUCAACCGAUUGUCCAGGCCGUACUCACGGGUCGUCACGGUACAGUCUUUGCCUACGGUCCCACCGGAUCUGGUAAGACGUACACAAUGCAGGGUGGAGUGAUACCACAGGCUGCCACCGAUUUGUUUGAACAGCUUCCCCCCGGGGGCUUGAUCCGUGCUCAAUAUUUCGAAAUCUACAAUGAAACCGUGCUUGACUUGGCUCACGGCAGGAAAGCGGCAGGUCACAUUUCUAAAAACAAUCGCCGCGUCGUCAGCGUUCAGGAAAACUUGUCGGGAGACGUUCAAGUUAAUGCUUCGUAUCACGACAUGCACACCGUCAAUGAUGUUGCAAGUUUGCUUGCAUACGGCAACCGCCGCCGUGCUUGCGGUACCACCGACGUUAAUAAGGAAUCGUCCCGUUCCCACGCAAUAUUUCGACUCCAUGUACAUGUACCGCAACGAUCAAACUGUCCCACUGAUGCAGUCACCACCGCUACUACGACCGCAAUGCUCAACCUAGUGGAUCUAGCUGGAUCAGAAAACGCCUCCAAGUCCAACACGAGCGGAUUGAGAAAACGUGAAGGUGGAAAAAUAAACCAAAGUCUUCUGUCACUAUCACGUGUUAUUCACUCUUUAAGCUUACCAUCAAAGAAACAACCCAAGCACAUUGGGUUUCGAGAUUCCAAACUGACUCGAAUUUUGCAAUCAAGCCUGGAAGGAAAUGCUUGUACCGCGAUUCUGUGCUGCGCGUCCGCCUCGCGUAUGUCCGUAGAAGAAACCCGAUCUACACUAAAGUUUGCGGCAAGCGCAAAGACCAUAGUGGUACAACCCACUGUCAAU